Molecule: messenger RNA, 2057 nt
Organism: Lutzomyia longipalpis
Lineage: Eukaryota; Metazoa; Arthropoda; Insecta; Diptera; Psychodidae
Exons: 7
Coding region: 121-1335 (404 amino acids)
Source: RefSeq, a predicted model, not a curated record
UAUAAGUUAGAUAAUUAUAAUUUACGUUAAGAUCAAGGAUUGGAUGAAGACAUACUACAAGACACGACGGAAAAUGACAUUGCUUCCCUCAAUAUUACACUGGCGGAUCGCAAGAAGGUAAUGCGGGUCUUAAGAAUGUUGAAACCAUCUACUUCGUCAUGUGCUAUUGAAGAAAAUAUUAUCAUCUAUGAUCCUGAAGCAGAAAAUUCAAUUCAAGAAGAACAGCUAGAAUCUUCUACACAAGUUCAUGAGAAAGGCAUACGUACAGUGUAUCCCAAGGAUCGCAACCUUACCGUUCUUGUGGAACAAAUGACAAAAAAAGGAGCUGAUUAUAAAAAUCUAUAUAAUAAGCUAAUUGCGUCCCAAUUUCUGGAAGAGAUUGAUCAACGCAGAUUGACUGAAAUUAUUGGUCGAGACAUGGUGACAAAAUGUGGAAAUUAUCCGACAACAACAGACAAAAACAAUAUGGGUCAUGCUCUCCUAAAAUCAUUUCCGUACUUGGCUAAAAAGCAUCUUCAUCCGCGAACACCGGCUUACAACCUUUGGUUUGAUGACCAUGGAUCUGCGAACGGAAAGAAACCUGCUGGUCGUCUCCAACAGUGGUUAGAGAACAAUGCGAGGCGUUUGAGACAAGAAGAAAAAAAAUACACCCCGCGCCAAUCAAAAAUUCGAAAGCUGACAGACUCACAAAAUGUCGCAGGGGAAGAAUAUGACGAUUUUGAAAAACGUCGGGCACUUAUACAGGCGUCCAAAUCUGUGGCAGACAUUGUGGACAUUUAUCCCAAUAUUCUUGGGACAAACGGAGAAAUGAUCGAUAAUGAUUUUGCUAGACUGUCAGAUCAUGAUGGCAAAAUUGAAAAUAUUAAAAAUUACGUCUUCGACGUAAUUUUUACAAGUGAUGACGAAACUCUUCAGUUCAUAUGUGGGGCCCUUGUGGCAUUUGCUUACAAACGCAAUUCACCAACAAGCGCAAUUACAAUCUUCAAGCGGAAUGAAAUAUUGAAACCCCUCGUAAUUUUUGUGGAUCACGAGGACUUCAAGGAGGAGGCGGUGAAUCCAAAACACCCCAAAUACCCGAUGAUACUGUCUUCCAAGACAGAUGAUAUGAGGGCGGUAUGCGUCGACGGAUUCAUAGUGACAUUGACGUCACCAUCAUUCUUGCGAUGCCUGGACAUACUAUUUAAGCUCUACUUUGUUCUGCAUAUUAAGUUCCCUCCUGUAUUGAAACAUUUUCUGUCUUUUCUCAAUAUAUACAUUUAUGAAAACAAAAGCAUGAAACCAACUGCCACAGUGGCUAAAAUCGAGCAGAAGCUUUUAAAAAAGAAUAACGAGUAAACUUUGUAUUAAGCAUGAAGUGGAACUAAUUACUAAUAAUGUAUUAAAACUGCAAAAUCAAAGAAAAUAAAGUUCACACAAAAAUAGAAGUAAUAUUAUAAAUGUAAGUGUUUUAAAAGUAAGUGUUAGAUAUAAUUAGUUAAUAUUUAUUUUAUUUAUAUCUCAAAUAAGUUAAAAAUAAACCAAACCAGCACGAGAUAGAAGAUUGGCUCACACGCAAUGGUUUUAUAAAAACUUUAAAAGUCGCAAAAAUAAGCUGUUUGAUCCUUUUUACAAUAAUCUCUCUUAUUAUAUUUUAAGUUUAACAUAUUAGCUUAUCAUUAUAAGUUAUUAUACCUUUACUUAUAAGUAACUGUCAAAAUAAAAAAAAACCCAAAAAGAAUGAGUUUAUUUUUAUUAAUCCGAUGGUUUUAAAUUUUUUUAAGGACAACUACAUUUCCAGUUACAACGACUGAAUUUUAGUUAUCCGGAAAAUAUUGGUUAUUAGAAAUCCCAACUGAAAUUCUAUUUAUUAUACCUAAUCUUUAGUAGUCAACGAAUUUGAGAUUUUUAUGCAUAUCAACUAUAUCUCCAGUUUGUAUGUCUAAACUUUAGUAAUCCAAGAAUUUAUAAUUAAUAGUUAUGUCCACUAAAACCUUUGCUGGCAUUCCUAAACUUUAGUAGUCAACGAAUUUGAGAUUUUUAUGUGUAUCAACUAUAUCUCUAGUUUGUAUGUCUAAAUU